CAUUGCGAUAAAAACGAUAAAAUUGCUUAGUACUUCGCCAUUUACCUCGCAACACUUUGUUCGAGACCACGGUCGUGAUGACCUGAUCAUCGGAAUGCCGUCGACAUGAUAUUCGACCUCGGGCGUACCACUUACAGUCGUUUCUCUGUCCCUUGAAUCCUCAAUCUCGCAGAGGGUCAUGACUUCGUCCCAGAGUCAUGGCAUCUCCCCUGCGACUGUGGAAACCAUCGCUGGCCUCUCGGCCGGUUUAGUGUCCACCAUCAUCGUGCAUCCUCUGGAUAUCAUAAAGACAAGACUUCAAGUCGACACAUCUGCCCAUCCUCUCCUCAAUUCCUCCCGGUCUGUCCUGCACGAUAUUUUGCGAAACGAGGGUCCGACUCGAAUUGCAGCCUUGUACCGUGGUCUCACUCCGAACCUUGUGGGUAAUUCUGCUGGGUGGGCAUUGUACUUCUUGUGGUAUCGGGAGGGUCAAGAUGUCAUCCGCAAAAUCCGAGGUUAUUCACCUGGUCAUCAGCUUACAUCUCUUGACUACCUCUCCGCUUCUGCAGGUGCCGGAAUGCUGUCUGCAAUUUUGACGAAUCCGAUAUGGGUGAUCAAGACACGAAUGUUGUCUACAUCAGCAUCUCAAACUGGAGCGUACACCGGCAUGGUGUCAGGUCUUCGAUCCAUUCUCAAAAAAGAAGGCAUUCGCGGGUUCUUUCAUGGAAUGACUCCUUCACUCUUUGGUGUCAGCCACGGAGCGCUAUAUUUCGUGGCUUACGAGAGGCUGAAGCAAUGGCGCAGACGGGUCAAGAAAGAUCAGCCAUUGUCCAAUACCGAUACCUUGAUCACAUCCUCGCUUUCCAAGGUGUUUGCUGGCGUCGUAACCUACCCGCAUCAAGUAGUGCGUGCGAGGUUACAAACGCAUCGUCCCAGUGCUGUCACGCAUACGGCAAGACCAGGCGUGAUUGGUCUGAUCAAACAAGUUUGGCACAAUGAAGGCCUGGUCGGCUUCUAUAAGGGCCUUUUCCCUAACCUCCUACGAGUGGUGCCGAGCACUUGCGUCACUUUUUUGGUGUACGAGAAUGCUCGGUGGAGCAUCCCAAGGAUGUUUGGGUCACGAGAAGAUGCUUCUGAGAUGGGAGGCGCAAGAAACAAGAAAGGAUCCUUGUAAUUGCGAUCCAAGUUGGACCGGCCUGCAGCACAUCACAUGCAGGUCACCAAGGCAACUGACUCUGUUGCUCACUGUGAGGGAUUUAGAUGGUCGAUGGCUUCCUGCGAAGGAGUCAAGGAGAGACGCGAUCCUACUGCAAGCUGGGUACCAUUCGACGUCUCUGUGACGCCUCGCCGGGGCUUUAGUCCCCCGCUAUGGUGGCUGGCGGAGAUCGACAUCUCGAGUUUUCGACAGCAUUCCUGCCAAUAGUAUGCACGAUGCACAGAUAGGAGUCUCCGGGUAUCCCUUGUUGAGUCGGGGAUCCCUACCCCCUCAUCAUUUCUGAGCAGCCAACAUUGAUACUUUUGUAGAUAAAGCCACACCCAGAGCCGAGCAUAGUCUUCAUUGUGCCGUAUGAAAGCUGAUCUCAUGAGCACUCGGUGGGCAAGAAUUCGAAGCUAGCUGGGGGCCCGGCACAAAGUGUGUGGAUCUUUGCGUGCCGUUCCUGCAGGACGCCCGAAGCGCCCAAUGGUCUUGGACACUGUGAUGAAAUAAUGUGGCAGAAGAAAAUUCAGGCGCAUAUCUGGUCGGACUACGGCUGAUUUCAUUUCCCAUCCCAUGGUCCGCAAGUCAGCCUGGUUGUCAGAGAGAGAGAGUUGUUGAUUGGACGGUCGUCGCUCUCACACACUGCACACCCCUGUUCACGCUCAGACUUGCCCCCAAGCGACAUUCCCCUUCUAGCGUUCUUCUAGCGUUCUUCUAGCGCUUGUGGAUGAGUCUCCACAAUGGGAGGAGCAUGCUUGCACAAGUACGGAGUACGAAGUGAUUGUUAACUCGAGAAGAAAAGAAAAAAAUAUGGAGUCAAAUGCAGCAACGGUCAUCCAUCAUCAUCAUCGUCACCCGUCACCUUUUGGAGCCUUCCAUUAGUAUCAUUCUCACCAGACUUCCAACAUCCUCUGCGUCGCUCCCCAGCAUCUUUUGA
Exophiala oligosperma is the source of this 2114-nucleotide messenger RNA. RefSeq lists its product as uncharacterized. Gene Ontology annotation, cellular component: mitochondrion. Gene Ontology annotation, molecular function: folic acid transmembrane transporter activity; FAD transmembrane transporter activity. The record is from RefSeq and is a predicted model, not a curated record. The transcript has 2 exons. NCBI's taxonomy places the organism in Eukaryota, Fungi, Ascomycota, Eurotiomycetes, Chaetothyriales, Herpotrichiellaceae. The coding region runs from base 179 to 1153 and encodes 324 amino acids. Gene Ontology annotation, biological process: folate import into mitochondrion; nucleotide transport.